AUGAGUACUGGCCAAGGUCCAGAUCAGAUGGACUCUGCGCGAAAGCCCAGCCCGUUUGAUAAUCUUAGCAGGGAGGAUCUGGUAAAGAAAUGCAAAGGAUUACUGGGUAUUGCGCAAAAGGCGAAGCAAGCAAAAGAUGAAUGCCAGGCAGAAAACCAGCGUCUCAAAGAACAGUUAAACCAUUUCGAAACCCAGAAAAAUGCGGACAAAGAAUGCAUCAAGGCUAUGCAAGAGGUUGCUGAUUCGUACAUGGAUCAGAAGCUGCAGGCUACGAUGAAAGUGGACGAAUUAGAAAAGCAAAUAGCAAAGCUGAUUAGUGACAAGUCUUCGUGCGACAAGAAAAAUGAAGAGCUAAGAACCGAAAUAGAUCAACUAAAUGAUAAAAUUACUAUCCUAGAACGAGAUGCCAAAGCCACUUCCGAUGAGCUAUUGAAGGAACUUCAAGACGAAAAUGGAAAGCUCGAAAAAGAGCGCAUAGCAUUGGAACAGGAACUUAUAAAAGUAAAAGGCAGCCAAACUGUGCUGGGAGAUAAAACUAUGACCUCAAGAGAGGAAAAAUUAGUUCGAAAAUUGAAACUUUACAAGGCUAAGGUGCAAGAAAUCAACGCGAAACUUCUACUGUUGAAAUCGGAUCGCAAAAUCUUAUUGAAGACUGUCAAAGAAUAUUCGGAACAAGUUCCGAAGUGGCAGAAGGAUUUAGUAAAUGCUUCUAAUGUUCUAUUUGAAAAAAUACGUACCCUUGAGCUUGAACGAAGUGAUCUUCAUUCAAACUUAAAACAUCACGAACUGAUGGCGGCAGAGCUCAGUGAAAAUAAUGCAAAACUGCAGCAAAAAAUAAUCGAACUAAUGGAACAGGCCUCACAUGCUUCUCAAGAUGAAUCAGAUGGCAAAGGAGAUUCCGACAACAAUAAGAAACUCGUUGAGGAAUUGGAAAAACAAAUACAUCAUUUGAAAGCACAUGCUUCUCUGAUGGAAACCGAAAAACAACAACAAGCUUCCGAAUAUGAAUGUAAACUAAGUCACAAUACUGCUGAGAUGGAAAUGCUUCGUAAAGAUUUCGAUGCAACCAAUGAAGUUGUUUUAGAAUUAAAAACAAAAAUACAAUCCCAAGGUUCCUGUUUAUCUGAAAACGAUGAAACUAUGAAGAGUGUACAGCAAAAGCUUAACAAUAGCAUACAACAAGUUGAGUGCUAUGAAACCCAAAUUAAAAAAUUACAGGAACAACUCGAGACACAAAUAGAAGCAGAAAAACACUACAAACAGCUUCAGGAGAACUUCGAAAAUGACGUAGCUGAUUUAAAGAGUCAAUUGAAGGAAUCUCAGAACGAACAGGUUACAAACUUGAACGUUUUGCGAGUGCAAUUGAGCCAAACUGAGGAACAGUUGGUUGCUAUGAAGCAGGAAAAAGAAAUUCUGGUUAAGAAGUUGGCAGCGUUGGAAAGCGACGUAGAGAAUCAAAAACUAAAGUUGGCGGAGGAAAAUCGACAGAUUUUGCAAAAAAUGAUUGUAGAAAACCAAAACUUAGAGUUCCAAUUGGCUCAACUCGCAGAUAAGUUGAAAGGAAGUAUUGAAAAUUCUAAACAGAUUUCAAAACGUUGUGAAACGUUUGAAAAAGAAGCAGAGUCCGCAAAAUUGGAAGCCGAAAAACUUAACUCAGAAAAAAAUUAUUUGUUAGAAAAGCUGAGUCAAAUACAGAUUCAGAACGAAGACAAGCAGGAAGAACUGAUGAUCUGUUUAAAGGACAAGGACAACAAAAUAACUGAGCUGGAGCAACGGAAAGAUGAGCUGUAUUCAGAAGUUGAAAAUUUAAAAGAAAAAGCCCAUCAAAACGAAGAUUCGUUUGUGCGUGAAACACAAAGUCACGUUCAAAAUUUGGAAGAGCAAUUAUCAUCCCUCAAUAGUCAACAUGAUAGGUUGAAGUCUGAGAAUGGAGAGCUGCUCUCUGAACUAAAAGAAAUCAAUGAAAUGCUGAAAGACCGGGGAGAAGUUAUAAAUUUACAACUUUCCAAAAUAUCUGAACUUCAGGAGAAGCUUUCACGAACAGAAACGAUCGACAUAGAACCAUUCAAGCAACAGAUUAAGGAUCUACAAAAGACAGUCUUGGAAAAAGAUGCUGAGCUAGAGAAAAAUCGUGAUGAGCUGGCGGCUGCGAUGAAUCGGUCGAAUAUGAGUUUUGAUGCGCAAAGCGAUGUGAUGUCUACUUCAACAAUUUCGCGUGUUGAAGAUGUGGCCCGGUUGCGAGAAAUUGACGAAAGUUUUGAAGAAAAGUAUAUCAAACUACGAUCACUUGCAGUGAAGCUAAAAAAGAAAGUAGCGGAACAGACUGUAUUGAUUCAAAAGUAUGAGAGAGAUUCAUCAGCCGGGUCCAAUGUAAUAUCUGAUUCAUUACAACAAACAGCGAAUAAGAACUUGCAAUCAUUGCAAAUCGAAAAUGAUAGGUUGCAAGAUCAAUUGGAUAUUAUGAAGCAAGAGGAAAUAAACCUGAGGGAAGAGUUGACACAAAAGACGAUUGAGUUAUCAGCGCUAGAGCAAGUCCAUAAAGACAUUUCAGGCUCAAACAAGGAUCGAAACGAGCUGGAAUCUGCCGUAAAAGAAUAUCAAACGCAGAUACAAUCCCUUAAACGGGAGAAGGAAGCAUUCCAGAUGGCAAAACGGGAAAUUGAUGCAGAAAAUCAGCGACUUAAGUCCAGUCUCGUAGCGAAGGAAAAGGAGCUGACCGACGGAUUAGAGCAGCAAAAGGAGCUUAAAUCUGAGAUAGAGCGCACGAAACUUGCGGUGAAAAAGGCGAACGUGCUGACUCUGGAAAUGGAAGCUUACGAGCGCUCACUGGCCGAACUAAAUAGUAAGCUAGAGACGAAGAAAAUGUUGGUCAAAGAACUGGAAGAAACGAUCGACGUGCAAGAGCAAUCAUUCAAGAGCCUCAAGCAGCAAAUGGUUCAACUGGAGGAAAACUUGGAGUCGGAACAAAAGCACGCACAUGAGUUUAAGCAAGAAGCUGACACCCUUCAAGGGAAACUACGUCAAAGUGAACAACAGCGCCAGGAAGUUGCGAACCAGCUAGAAGAGUUGCGUGAUCAGCAUGAAAGAUUGAAACAACGGGUAGAAAAUAAUCGCGUAGAAGUAGAGCAAGUAGCAGCCGAGAAGGAGAAAGUUUGCGGCUCGCUCGAAAUCGAAAAGAACGCAUUGCAUAAACAAAACCUUCUCCUGGACAGUGAACUGAAUGCGUUGCGUAAGGAAAUGAUAACCAAACAGCAGGAAGUAGAUGAUGUUCGAACUGAAUUUGCUAGCUACAAAAUCCGUGCCCAAUCGGUGCUGCGACAGAACCAGAAUAAGGAUAGCAGCCGGGAGAAGGAGCUGGAGGAGGAAGUAAACCAAUUGCAACGUUCUUUGGAUACCAUGGAGAGCAAGCAUCAAGCGUUAGUGAAGCAAGUAAGCAAUCUUUCGAAAAAUAACGAAGAAUUGAGAAAUGAGAAGGAACGGACGCAGAACCGUUGUAAGGAUCUUCUAGCACUAUUGGAAGAAAGUCGAAUACAAAAUGAUUCGAUGAUGGAAGAGUCAAGGAAAGCAAACCAUGAGCAUCAAGAAGCUCUUAAAACACAUCGCAUCCAGAAUGAAACGCUUAUCCAGUGCUACAAGAAACAGCUCGAAGAGCAGCAGACAAACCACACCCGAGAGAUGGAACAACUACGGAAAACUGAGCGAAACCGUUCCGAAGAAUCCUCAGAUGCUACGGGCUUGGCUUUGGGAAAUGUUUUAAACAACAACUCUCAUGCAUUGGGGGGAGUGGGAAACAUCUCAGGCAGGGCAAUGUUUUCCGAUGAACAGCGUAUUAAUUUAUUGCUCAUGGAACGAGAAGAUGGUGAAGGAUCGGAAAGUACCAACUUAGGAACCGGAACCGGUGCGGCAGGCACAUCACGAAGGAAGCUAUCCACUUCCUCGUCGAUUCGAGGCCGCAACAAUCGUGAAGUUAUCCCACUGGAUGAGCUGUUAAACUCUUCCUUCGAUGACUCGGCAUCUGUCGUUGUCGCGGACGGAGCGAUCGACCAGCUGCAAGGUUCGAUGUUCGGCAGAGAAUCAUCACCAACGUUAGAGCUGCAGCAUACGAAGGAGCAGCUGACCAAGCAGGAGAGUCGUGUUCGCCAUCUAACCGCACUGCUAGCUGAGGCAGAGCAGGAUUUAGCCAAACUGACCCAGCUAAACGAGCUACUAAAAGAAGAGGUUCGUCGUCAGCAACGGUCCAUCGAGCGGGAAGCGCAUGUACAUAAUUCAGAGUAUUUGAAAAAUGUGAUAUUCAAGUUUAUUACUUUAAACAAUGGGGAUGAGCGGUCAAGAUUGGUGCCUGUGCUAAACACGAUACUUAAGCUUAGCCCUGAAGAAACACAAAAACUGCAGAACGUAGCCAAUGGUUCCGAUGCGGGUGCCCGUGGAUGGACGGGUUUGCUAUGGAGCUAAAAGAGGUGGAAUUUAGUUUCAGUAAUUUCAUUCCUGGUUAGAUUUGGUGGUUCUGGUAUCAUUAUAAAAAAAACUAGCCUAGUUAGAUAGUUCCUAUAAAAUAUAAAAUGCGCUGCUGGUUUAUUACAGCCUUUGCCCAUCCCGUCCGAUUUUAGCAAAGCUCGAACAAUAUUUGCAAGAUAGUACUUCAUUCCUAAAACCUGUUCUAUUGCAGCGAUCAGUUUUAAUGCAAUAUAGUGCAAUGUGUUUUAUCUUAGGUUCUAAAUUGAAUAAUGGUGAAAAUAAUAUUAUAAUCGUUCGUUCUAUCUACGUUUGCACGUAAUAGCUGUAUGGCAUUCGGUUAAGUGAUGUAUAUAAAAAUGUAAAUUUCAUUUCUUGUCCUAGAAUAUGAUCUGCUGCUGUUGAAAACUUUUGAAAAAGUAUACUGAAAAUAAAAGGUAUUUUCGAAAAUAAAGAAAAACUA
Anopheles nili is the source of this 4915-nucleotide messenger RNA. It is a transcript of the gene GCC185, whose product is annotated as GRIP and coiled-coil domain-containing protein 2. NCBI's taxonomy places the organism in Eukaryota, Metazoa, Arthropoda, Insecta, Diptera, Culicidae. The record is from RefSeq and is a predicted model, not a curated record. The transcript is spliced from 5 exons. The coding region runs from base 1 to 4452 and encodes 1483 amino acids.